AUGGCCGGCGACGAAGCUCCUCCCUCCACCGCCCCUCUCAAUCUUUUCCACCUUUCUCAUGCCAUCUCCAAUAUCAAAUCUCACAUCCCCGUCAUCCUAGAUCUGAAAAAUCCCAUCUAUCAAAAGUGGAGCCAUUUUUUCACAAUUACCGUCGGUCAUUUCUGCCUCUCCAAUCUUCUCCAUGGAAAACCCCAACCCGACUCAAUUUCUGCUGAUGAAUGGCAACACCCUGACUAUCUCCUCCAAUCUUGGAUCUGCGGCACCAUCUCCGAUGAUUUGUCCAGCAUGGUUCUCUCCAAAGCAUCCACUGCCAGUGAUCUCUGGACCGCCAUCUCCUCUUUCUUCACCGACAAUAAAGAUUAUCGGGCAAUUCAACUUGAAGAGAAAUUCAAAUCCCUCAAGAACGGCACUCUCUCCAUUCACGAUUAUUGCCAAAUAAUGAAAACCACGGCGGACAGCUUGGCUGAUGUCGGAAAUCCAAUCUCCGACGAACAAAUCGUCCUACAAACUCUACACGGGCUUCCGAAAAAUUACGGGACCGUCGCCAAUCUCAUCUCCUUUCAGAAUCCCCUUCCCACUUUUCUUCAUACUCGAUGGCUUCUUCAGAUGGAAGAAACUAGACUUGCUGAACCUGAACAGACCGCUCACUACGGCUACCAUAGUGCUCGAAACACAUCUCAACCCUGGCGCGCACCUUACCGACAGCAGUCGUUCCCGUCAAUUCUAGGACCCGCUCCAAAUACAUCAGGCCACCCAUCCACUCCAGCGGCUCAAGCCUACCUCACUGGACCACCAGAACCCUACACCUGCCACUCGGCCCCUGCUCAGGUUCAUUCCCAACAGCAGCCAUGGCACAGCUCUAACAAUUCCAUCAACUGUUGCAACAAUUCAUGUAACAGUGCCAACGUGGUGGAUCUAGCAAAUCAUUUGAAUACAGUGACACUUCAGCAGCCUACCGAGUCACAGUGGUUCAUGGACAGCGGGGCGACCUCUCAUAUGGCACCACACUCAGUUCUCAGUAUUUCUCUCUCACGAUCAUGGCCAAUCAUCCAACUUGAUGGGAAAAAUGUCUUCUUACGUGGCAAUCUCUCUGAAACUGUCUACUGCGAGCAACCUCCCGGAUUCGUCGAUCCAUCUCGCCCCACUCACACGUGUCGUCUCAACAAAGUUCUCUACGGUCUCAAGAAGGCACCCCGUGCUUGGUAUAAGCAUUUUGCCUCUAACAUUACCACCAUGGAGUUCAGAGAAUGCAUGCCCGACACUUCACUCUUUGUGUACUGUCGUAACAGUUCACUCGCCUGUCGCAACAGUUCACGCGAGUGUCGCAACAGUUCAUGCACCUACCUUCUACUGUAUGUCAAUGACAUUGUACUUACGGCCUCCACACCUGAAUUGCUCCGCUCUAUCAUUGCUGCCCUUAAUCAAGAGUUCGCAAUGAAGGAUCUUUGCGAUCUUCACUACUUUCUCGGCAUCUCAGUCACUCACUCGUCGAAUGGGUUGUUUCUCUCUCAACGCAAGUAUGUCGACGAGAUACUAGAGCGUGCACACAUGGCUUCAUGCAACCCUUGUCUUACGACGGCUAACACAAAGAGCAAAUUAUCUUCGACCACUGGACCCCCCGUUGCUGACACUACACUCGAUCGCAGCCUUGUCGAUGCACUGCAAUAUCUCACUUUUACUCGUCCCGACAUUUGCUAUGUCACUACUUCUCGAUCUAGUGCGGAGGCUGAAUAUCGAGCUGUCGCAAACGCCGUCACCGAAAAGACUUGGUUACACAACCUACUUUCUGAGUUGCUCUGCCCACUUUCGAAAGCCAUCAUUGUCUAUUGUGACAAUGUCAGUGCCGUCUACCUAUCCAGCAAUCCUAUUCAACACUCUCAUACGAAACAUGUGGAGAUUGAUAUCCACUUUGUCCGAGACAAAGUUGGUUUGGGACACGUUCGAGUUCUUCACGUCCCAUCCGCCUACCAGUUCUUCACGUUCGAGUUCUUCACAGAUGGAAAAACGGACUCAACGUCGUCCUUUCUUAAAGCUUGGAACGCAACAUGCAACUCGGUUGCACCAGCUGCUGUAAUGGUUGUCCCGAAAGGAACAUUCUUGGUGAAAUCAAUAUCUUUUACGGGUCCAUGCAAAAGCAAUAUGAAGCUCUUAAUAUAUGGAACUUUUAUUGCUCCAAAUGACUAUCGAUUUCUUGGCUCUAAUGAGUUUUGGAUUAUGUUCUAUCGAGUGGACGGGAUAUCGAUCUUUGGUGGUACGAUUGAUGCUAAAGGAUCUAGCUUGUGGUUUUGUAAGAGUAGAGGAAACAAUUGUCCGUCCGGAGCAAGGUUGAUAUCGUUCCAAUCGUGCAACAAUGUGCUACUUAGAGGAUUGAAAUCUUUCAACAGCCAAAGAGUUCAUAUUUCGAUCAACAGGUGUUGGAAUAUGUUUUUACAAAAAAUGAAAAUCGUUGCACCUAGUCGAAGCCCUAACACGGAUGGAAUCCACAUUGAAUCUUCGACGGGUAUUACGAUUAGCAACAGUAGAAAUGCAAGGGAGUAUGGAGUGCAAGAUGUGAACGUAAUGAAUUCAAUCUUCGUAAAGACUGAAAACGGAGUUAGGGUGAAAUCAUGGCCGAGGGCAAGUGACGGAUAUGCGAAGAAUAUUUUAUUCAAGAAUCUCGUCAUGAAAAACGUCUCGAAUCCCAUAAUCAUUGAUCAAGAAGACUAUUGCCUUCGUCAGAGUUGUUCUCCUAACAUGCAUUUACGACACCAGCGUCGAAUUUAA
Molecule: messenger RNA, 2763 nt
Organism: Erythranthe guttata (spotted monkey flower)
Lineage: Eukaryota; Viridiplantae; Streptophyta; Magnoliopsida; Lamiales; Phrymaceae
Source: RefSeq, a predicted model, not a curated record